Molecule: messenger RNA, 339 nt
Organism: Aspergillus niger
Lineage: Eukaryota; Fungi; Ascomycota; Eurotiomycetes; Eurotiales; Aspergillaceae
Exons: 3
Coding region: 1-339 (112 amino acids)
Source: RefSeq, a predicted model, not a curated record
AUGGUGUUGAGCCCCGAGGAACACACAAGUUCGCUCCAGAAGAGGAGGUCAAUACUGGUAAACACGGGUUCCAGCUGUGGCAGCACCUCCCAGACUGUAUCGAAUUUUUUCCGUGGCAACAAGCCAAAACGAGCCCUUGUUGUCAUUUGCAAUAAUUAUUAUUCUUUGAGGAAGAGAAUGAUUCAAAAAUGGGACAAUAUCACACAACAGCUGGCUGGCUUUGGUGGGUCCAUGAAGAUAACUUUAUAUACCGCGCAUUUCGAUGCCAAGCAUGAUGCUCUAUAUCUAAUUAGAAAUAAUAUACUGGCCAGGAUAUUUGCAGAUAUCAAAGUCCUCUAA